Molecule: messenger RNA, 792 nt
Organism: Gallus gallus (chicken)
Lineage: Eukaryota; Metazoa; Chordata; Aves; Galliformes; Phasianidae
Exons: 3
Coding region: 391-624 (77 amino acids)
Source: RefSeq, a predicted model, not a curated record
CUGGGAAAAGCUGUGAGCGUUUCUGACCCAGCCUCAUGGCACUCCCCGUAGUCGAAUGCCAGUAUUCAGCACAGCCCUGGCCCGCGGCCCAGAGGAAGAGACAGGCAUGGUUUCCUCCAGUGUGACCUUCCUUUGUGUACGUGAGAGAUCUCCCAGUAAGAAAGCCCCGAGGGGCUGUAUCUUCUUCCACGCGGUCCAUGAGGCAUGUGGAGAGAGUAUUUUGUGAGCUGCCGGGGUGCCAGCCAACAGGUCCUCCUGGCUGCUCUGCAACUUUGGAAAUCACGGCCCGAGUCUUUCUUCCGUGCCGUUACCUGACCCACCUCCUGCUACUAAGGGAGAAGAUGGCAACAUGCAAUGGGAACUAGUCUCGUCUGUUCUUCUUGAUUCUAGAUGGCGCCUUUGGUGUUCCGUUUCCGGAUGGUCGCCUGGAUCCGGAUUUUGUGCCUCAGGGGAAACCCAGAGGCCCUCUUGGUCAAUCAACAGCGUGGAAUCGUGUCCCUGAGCCCGGUGUGGAUGCUGGAGGUUCUUCUCUGUGAGAAGCAUGGGUGUUUACGAUUUCUUGGGCGCUCCAUGCUCCCAGUGUGGUGUUGGCUUGGCCUUUGUGCAUCCGAGGCCCCCCAGUAAUGAAGCCUCAAGGGGAUGAGUGUUCUUCGGUGAGGUCCCUGAGAGUCCUUUCACGUGGCCUGGAGAGACUCUUUGGAAUGCUGCUUCAGCAGCUUUCCAAAGCCAACAGGUCAGCUGGCUUGUGUGCCCCUCUGGAUCUUUCAUGCCGCGCCCGCAUGGCAGGUGAUU